AUGAACUACGUCCCCAUCGUGCUGUCUCCCGUGGCAGACGUCACCCCUGCUGCAACGGACGAGCCUCCGUGCGUCAUAUCGGCUCAGCAAGAGAUUGAUAAGAAAGUCCGCUCCACUGUGGGUGAGCAGCACCGGGAAAGACUCGGGCAGCUGCGUGCACGUCUGCAGGAGCAUCUCCGUGGCACCCUCCGCUUGCCUCCGUCACCGUCGCCGUCGCCCAACGUGGCACGGGUGGUGGAGUUCACACCGACGGUGCAUCAGGGCCAAGCACACACUGGCGAUGAUGCGAAGGAAAUACAGGAUCUCCUCUUCACUCACGCACACCGCUAUCCAACGGCGAGAGGUUCGUUGAGACUUUCUGUGGAUCUUCCCCACGAAGACCACAACCAGCAGCACCAACAAAUAAACGGAGGUGCACACCGUGUUGAGAGUACACACGGAGUAUCGAGACGUGGUGUCGGCUUUGUGGAUGAUAAGAGCGUGACCACAACGAAUAGUGGUGAGCCUUCACGUCUGUUUCAAUUAGAAUGUGCCGUCUGCGCCGCAAAUGAACACAUCCUCAUUGACUCUGGCACGCCAUUCGUGGCAUACUGCCCAUUCUGCGGUUAUCCCCAAUCGUGA
Messenger RNA from Trypanosoma grayi, 621 nucleotides. RefSeq lists its product as hypothetical. The transcript has a single exon. Bases 1 to 621 code for a protein of 206 amino acids. NCBI's taxonomy places the organism in Eukaryota, Euglenozoa, Kinetoplastea, Trypanosomatida, Trypanosomatidae. The record is from RefSeq and is a predicted model, not a curated record.